AUGGCCUAUGACCGAUAUGUGGCGAUUUGCAGCCCCCUUGAGUAUCCGGUGAUAAUGACUAGCUCAAUCUGUGUUCGCCUUGUCAUUCUUUCCUGGGUGGGUGGCUUUCUCCUUAUCCUGCCAUCCACCAUACUUAAGGCAGGACUGCCAUACUGUGGUCCCAAUGUGAUUGAUCACUUUUUCUGUGACAGUGCCCCCCUCCUUCACUUGGCUUGUGCUGACAUUCGUGUCAUUGAGCUAUUGGACUUCCUCAGCUCCCUUGUUCUGUUCAUCAGCUCCCUCUCUCUCACAGUGGUCUCCUAUGUGUACAUCAUCUCUACUAUUCUGAAGAUACCCUCAGGCCAAGGUCAACGUAAAGCCUUUGCCACUUGUGUCUCUCACUUCUCUGUGGUCUCCCUGGGCUAUGGGAUAUCCAUCUUUGUUUAUGUCCGUCCUUCUCAGAAAAGUAGCCUGCACCUCAACAAGAUUCUCUUCACCCUUUCAAGUGUCAUCACACCUCUCCUGAAUCCCUUCAUCUUCAGUCUACGGAAUGAAACUAUGAAAGAAGCACUGAAGGACAUUUUGGCCAAGGGUCAAAACUUUCUCAAAAGGCUGAUGUCCACAUGA
Orycteropus afer afer is the source of this 606-nucleotide messenger RNA. RefSeq names its product olfactory receptor 6J1-like. Gene Ontology annotation, cellular component: membrane. The transcript has a single exon. Gene Ontology annotation, molecular function: olfactory receptor activity. Gene Ontology annotation, biological process: G protein-coupled receptor signaling pathway. NCBI's taxonomy places the organism in Eukaryota, Metazoa, Chordata, Mammalia, Tubulidentata, Orycteropodidae. The record is from RefSeq and is a predicted model, not a curated record. Bases 1 to 606 code for a protein of 201 amino acids.